AUGGAAGAAAGCUAAAAAUAAUUAGAAGUAGUUUAGCAAUAAAACUCUGCGGGGUAAUUACAGGGAGAGCAGAUAAACUAGGAAGAAGAAAAAUAUGAUUUAGCUGAAAUAACAAUAUCAUAAGAAUGUCUUUAUCCUGUUCAGAUUAAUUGUGAUAAUGAGAUUUUAAAAUUUCUGCAAUCAGGGAUUUUGAAAGGCAUAGAGAACCCAAAGUUAAGAGAGAGAUUCAUAAAAUCGAUAACUUCAGAAAGAGUUUCAAAGGUUUUGAAGUUAUCAUUUUACUUUAUACUUGUGAGUAACUUUCCUGAAUGCAUUAGGUAUGAAGAAGAGCAAGAAAUAUCAUAAAGUUUGAAGAAAAAACUAAGCAAAAACUAUGUGAAAUUGUUUAGCACUUUACCUCAGCCAAAAGAUGAAAUAGUUAACUUGAUAAUAUUUUGUUUGGGAUAUAUAAAUCAUUAUUUAUUCUAUCAACUAUUCCCAAAAUAGAGGGAUCUAUUUGAUCUCCGUUUCGUUUUUAAUUGUUAUCACAUUAUGGUUUUUGAAUUUAAUGGUAUUUUUGUUAGCGAUUUCUUCAUUAGAAUGAACAUCGAUAAGAUUUUCUUCUAAAACAAGUUCCUUGACUAUGAACGUGUCAAUAAAAAGAAUUUGCUUUUGUAGUAGCAAGCUAAAAAUAAAUUAAAAAAUAAAACCUUCUUUGGUUUUUAGCUAAGCUUUCCUGAGAUCAAUACUUACGAUGGAUAGCAAUUCACAAGAUAAGUAUAGGAAAAGUUUAAGCCUUUAAAAAAAAAUGUUUUGAAUUUACAGGAAGACCAUUUAACAAAUCACAUCUCAAUCUAAGACAAAUAGGCAAAGAUAAAGAACUAGCUUAAAGAUAAAAGAAUAAAAUAGAUAGAGGAGUCUGAAUUGAAGAAAAUUAGCUAACUCCUUUCAAUAUAGUAGAAUGAAGGAGAUUAGGCUUUUUAAUCAUUACCUACUAGAUCUUAGAGAACUAUUUAGCUGAUGACUGUAAAAAUGCAUGCAGAUGCUAAUCCUGAGUAAAUAGAUGUAGAUCCUAACGCUUAAUAUAUUGAUGAUAUGAAAGGCUUAACACAACUUUAGAGAAAACUCUUAUUCAAUCAAUAAAUAGCAAAAAAAUUAGUGAAAGAAAAAGCUGAAGAAAUAUUUGAUAAAACAUAGCUUAAAGCUGAUGAAAAUAAUCAAAAAGAAGAAUAAAAUUAUUUUGCAAAUUUGCAAUUAAACUGUAACUAGAUUUCACCAACGAUUUCUGAUGUUUUAGCAUACGAUAAUAGGACGCUUCCUUAUGCCAAGAAGAAGAUGAUUCGUCAUGCUUUUGAAACUGUAAAUGAUAAGGAAGACAACUUAUUAAGCUAGCUCAAGUAGUUUAGCCAAAGUAGAAAACAAAAGAAAGAAACUAAAAACACUCAAAAAUCUCAUAAGUCAAUAAUUGAUCAUUUUGGUCUGCGCCCUCCUCCAAGAGAGUAUUAUCAAAAGCACCCUAAGCUAGAUAAAAUGUUCAAAGACAUGCUCGAUCUUAAUUAUGUUUUGAGAAUGAACUAGGAAAGCAUGUAUUAAUUACCGAGCUCACUUCAAAUGUAAAUUGAAUAGCAGAAUGAAUGGCAAAACUAAAUCAUUGAGUAAGAAUAAAAUUAUCAAAAGUAAAAUUAAAGACAAAAGGUGUAAGAAAAUCUCUAAUAAGUAAUUGAAAAUAAUUAGAAGUAUCAGCUUGAGAAAAGGCCAGGUUAUAGAAAAAAAUACAUAUAUACAAAACCUUUGCAGUACAUGAAAAGAAAUGAAAGCGAAAACCCAAUCACUAAAACCUAGGAAUUAUAGGAGUAGUAAAUGAAGAGUAUGAUUUUACAAAAGUCUUCAGUCAAUUUUAAAGGUAAUCCUAAUUCCAAAAUAAUAGAGCCAAUAUCAAACUUCUAAUCUUAGACAUAACUAAUACCUUUACAAACGUAAUAGUAGCUUUAAAUGUAAUAAUCAAUGCUAGCUUUAACAACAAAAACAUAGAAAUUAGACACUCCUGCAAACUAAAACUAGAAUUAAAUUCUAAUUUCUGAAAAAUCUUAAAGAAAUAUUUAAUUUUUACCUAACAUUGAAGCAUAACAAAGCUAAGAAGAUAAUUACAAAAUAGGAUUUAAUAAUGGUGGAAGUUAAAUGUCUUCUCCUAUUAAAUUGGCCAACUCUUAAACCUUAUUAAACUUUUAACAAAAAACUUUUGGAGAUGAUAGUAGUUUUCUAAAAUAAAAGAAAGGGAUUUAGUUGUAAAAGAGUAGUUUUGCUGAGAAUUCAUCAGCUAAUCACAGAACAAUAGAAUUUUAGAUACACGAAAUAGACAAUUCAAAAGGCAGGAAAGGCAACUAUUAUGAAGACGAAAGUGAAAGCAUGGAAUAAAAGAUCCUCAAAAAUAAAUAAAAUAAUGAUUUCUAUAAUGAUAAAAGAAGAGAGUAUAAAGAAAAAUACAAAGGUUUCAUAAAUAACAUGAGCACUGAUAACAACAUAGAUGACAUAUUACAAAAUAUUCUCCACAAAAGAAAUCAAUUUAACAAAAAUUUGAAAUCAAAAAUUAAAAAUCUUUGA
Tetrahymena thermophila SB210 is the source of this 2580-nucleotide messenger RNA. RefSeq lists its product as hypothetical. The record is from RefSeq and is a predicted model, not a curated record. The transcript has 3 exons. NCBI's taxonomy places the organism in Eukaryota, Ciliophora, Oligohymenophorea, Hymenostomatida, Tetrahymenidae.